Ylistrum balloti is the source of this 1584-nucleotide messenger RNA. Its product is annotated as adaptin ear-binding coat-associated protein 1-like. The transcript is spliced from 7 exons. Lineage: Eukaryota; Metazoa; Mollusca; Bivalvia; Pectinida; Pectinidae. The coding region runs from base 1 to 843 and encodes 280 amino acids. The record is from RefSeq and is a predicted model, not a curated record. Gene Ontology annotation, cellular component: membrane; clathrin vesicle coat. Gene Ontology annotation, biological process: endocytosis.
AUGGCGGAUUACGAGAGUGUGCUAUGUGUCAAAAAUACGAUUCACGUAUACAAAAUACCACCACGGCCUUCGAACAGAGGGUAUAGAGCUGCUGACUGGAAGCUGGAUGAGCCCGAUUGGACUGGAAGACUCCGAAUUGUUUCCAAAGGGAAAGACUUGUUUAUAAAACUUGAAGAUAAAACAUCAGGUGACCUGUUUGCACAAUGUCCAGUGGAAACAUAUCCUGGCAUAGCAGUUGAACCAGUCAUGGACUCUAGUCGAUAUUUUGUGCUCCGGAUUAAAGACGAAGGAGGUCGCUCAGCAUUCAUUGGAAUUGGAUUUGAAGAUCGAGGAGAUUCUUUUGACCUUAAUGUAUCUUUACAAGACCAUUUCAAGUGGUUAAAAACAGAAGAAGAGGCGAAAACAGCAUCGACACAGUUUGACAAAGGACCAAAGUUGGACCUGGGCUUCAAAGAAGGACAGACUAUCAAGAUCAAUAUAGGGACAAAGAAGUCAGAUUCAUCAAAUACAAAAGCCAGACCGAGAGGAAAUGCAGGAGGAGGUGGGAUUGGAAUUUUACCGCCACCACCAGGGGGAGUAAAGCUUCCACCGCCACCAGGGGGUGGUAUACAGCCACCCCAACCAGCAUCUGCUGCUCAAGCUCGAAUGCAGCCACAAGCUGCCCCAGUGGCACAAAAUAACAGUUCCAGUGCUUCUAGUAACAUUGACUUACUUUUAGAUUUGGGAACAACAAAUAGUGAUUCCACACCUCUACAGCCUCAAGCUGUACAGAGUAGUAACGACCCUUGGGGGGAUUUCACAAGUGCUGGGUCAAACACCGACAACAAUUGGGUACAGUUCUAAAGACUCGUGGCCACAUUGACAAUUAUCUCAAGUAGACACUGUAAUGUAUCAAUAGUGCUGAGUCUACAGUAUACUUCUAUAAUUACCUGGGAUAUGUACUGGCUGUUCAUCAACCUUCAUCGUCAUCGCCAUGACACACAUACUCACCAACAUAUGACCUCAUGAAUCAGGUUAUCAUAAUUGACCUUGACCCGAAAUGAAAAAAAAAAAACAUCAAUAAUGUGCAGUAUUUAACGUAAAAGUUAGUCUUCUGGGAAGACUUUUGAACAUUUUCUGCAUGUGAACAGUUCUAAUUGUUUGAUAUAUGAAGAAAAUAUCAGUUUAUGUCAAGUUUAACUGUAGCCGUGUCCAUGUCUCGUCUUUUUAUGUCCACAUAGUAAGUGUUAACAUUUUGUUUUUCAAAGAUGAAAAAAAGGUGUUGUGAAGGUCAUUACAUUGUCAAGGUCAUUUAUUGUAGAGUCGUAAGAUGUGAAAGUGACUAUGUUACAUUGUGAAAAUCAUGUUACAGAAGUAACAGUACAGAAGUAUAUUGUCCUUAUGCCAACAUCUGGGGUCUGUUCAUUUAUGCAGACAAACCAUAACACUCUAAAAUAUAAUAUUUUUGGCACAAAUAAGGAUGGAACUUCAAAUAUCAACACAAAUCUUUAUAACACUUAAAAGGCUUACUGGUUGUCGAGGCUCAUCAGAAAGCAAAAUAUAUAAAAAAUAUGUAUCAGUAGAUCUGUCCUUAUUUCAUAAACA